This is a messenger RNA of Rhizophagus irregularis DAOM 181602=DAOM 197198, 2416 nucleotides long. RefSeq lists its product as uncharacterized. Gene Ontology annotation, biological process: tRNA processing. NCBI's taxonomy places the organism in Eukaryota, Fungi, Glomeromycota, Glomeromycetes, Glomerales, Glomeraceae. Gene Ontology annotation, molecular function: RNA binding; tRNA dihydrouridine synthase activity; metal ion binding. The record is from RefSeq and is a predicted model, not a curated record.
AGCAAAUAUAAUAAUUUAAUCAUUGCUACAAUUCAAAUCAAUAAAUUAAUUUAUUAAUCAAAUUAGGUUGUCAAAUUGAAAUGGAAGUUGUCAAUAAUCCUUCAAAAAGACGUGGUAUAGCUCCAGUUAAAGCAGAAUUUAUUAUCAAUAAGCAAAAUAUACAAGAAAAUUGUGAGUCCGUUUUUGGUGACGAAGAAGCGGGUGAUAAUUCUAAAAAUAAAGAGCCAUCAAAAAAGAAAUCUCGGGUUACAAGGAAAAGAGGACGAAAUAAAGAACAAGCAAAAAAUACGUUUGCUGAGCCAAUUCGUUUGUGCCAUAAAAUCUCUUUGGGUGAACAAUGUGACAAUGAAUUUUGUAAAUUCAGUCAUGAUUUACAAGCAUAUUUAAAAGUCAAGGGUGAGGAUUUAAGUGAUAGAUGUCCUAACUUUGAGAAAUUUGGAAAAUGCCGAUUUGGAUAUAGAUGUCGUUAUUUAAAGGCUCAUUUGUCACCUGAUGACAAAUUAAUUGUGAAUGAAGAACUUGCAUCUUCUGGGAUAUUUGUUGAAGAAAAAAACAAUCAAUCUACUCAAGUCCAAAAACGACUCAGGACACAUUCGUAUAAAUUUCCUAAAGCUGAUACAUAUCUUGCAGAGAUGCAGCAGGAAAUUGAAAAACAAAAAGAGUUAGAGAAAGCUAAUAGAUUAGCAAAAUCAAAUCCUGAUAAUAAACUUAACAAACCAUCAGAAGAGAGCAAUGUCGAUUCCGGUACUAAUGUAGAAUUAUCAGAGCGACUAGAUACAAAUGAAGUAAAAGUUAAUGAUUUGAAUGAAGACAUUACAUUGAAAGUUGAGGAGGAAUCUGAUAAAAGUUUUGGUUCAGAUACUGAAAGUACAAAUACAAAAAAAAGGAUAAAAUAUGAAAAUGGUGAUUUUGAGAACAAGGAAAAAGUAAAACUUGAAGAAGAAAUAGAAUUGAAAUCAAGAGAUGAUGUUAAUGUAGAAGAAUUUAUAGAUACUCCAGAUGUGCCACUCCGCACUCGUGAAAAGAAAAAGAUGACAUUUAAGAAUAAGUUAUAUCUAGCACCUCUUACCACGGUUGGAAAUUUACCUUUCCGACGUAUUUGUAAGGAAUUUGGAGCUGAUAUAACUUGUGGAGAAAUGGCAAUGGCAACAAAUUUAUUACAAGGACAACAAAGUGAAUGGGCUUUAUUGAAGAGGCAUAUUAGUGAAGAUUGUUUUGGUGUACAAAUUUGUGGUGCAAAAGCCGAACAUCUUGUAAAAUGCGCUGAGAUGUUAAACAAUGAAAUUGAAGCUGAUUUUAUUGAUGUAAAUUUGGGCUGUCCUAUAGAUCUGGUCUUUAAUAAGGGAGGCGGAAGUAAACUAUUAAUGCAUGAUGGUAGAUUGGGGAAAAUUCUUAAGGGAAUGAAUAAGGUUAUGGAUAUUCCUGUAACAGUGAAAUUGCGCACAGGAAUUUUAGAUAAUAUGCCACUUGCCGCUAAAUUAAUUCCUAAAUUUCAGAAUUGGGGAGUUGAAUUGGCCACGCUACAUGGUCGUUCACGUCAACAAAGAUACACAAAACUUGCCGAUUGGAAGUAUAUUACUGAAGUCUCAUCCAAAACGAAUGGAAUGAGUUACUUUGGCAAUGGAGAUGUGUUGGGAUAUGAAGAUUAUUAUCAUCACAUUGAAAACGAUCAUGUUGAUGGGGUUAUGAUUGGACGUGGAGCUUUGAUUAAACCCUGGAUUUUUGAUGAAAUCAAAUCUAAACGACAUUAUGAUAUUUCAUCAAAAGAAAGAUUUGAUAUACUAAGAAAGUUUUGUGAUUACGGAAUGGAACAUUGGGGCUCCGAUACAAUCGGUAUAAAUCAAACUAGAAGAUUUUUAUGUGAAUGGAUGAGUUUUUUAUAUAGAUAUAUUCCUGUUGGAUUGCUUGAAGUAUUGCCACAGCGCAUAAAUGAGAGACCACCCGCUUUUCGUGGUAGAGAUGAUUUAGAAACAUUAAUGGCAAGUCCAAAUAGUAAAGAUUGGGUUAAAAUUAGUGAAAUGUUAUUAGGACCUGCUCCUGAUAGUUUUGUAUUCGUACCAAAACAUGCUUCAAAUUCAUAUGAAGGCUAAUCUAUCCCUCGAUUGAUAAGAUUCCCGUCACAAAAUCGUCAAUAGGAUAAAUAUUAUUUAUUGUUCAUCAAUACUUACUAAUACCUACCAAUACAUAUUUAAUUUAAGAUUUUCCACAACUUUAAAUAGUUUAUUUUAAUUUGUUGUAAUUUCAACACGUCUAACGGUUUAAAUGCGAUCAUUUCUAAAUAAAUUUUUCAUUAGAUAAAAUAAGGCUGAGCGAACACAAUUAACGUAAUUAGUAGAUUUAUCAUGUAGAUCGGUUGAGGUUAAUUUACCAAAACACGAGUUGUUUUUUUUUUUGAUAACUUUACCAACACUUAGUC